Messenger RNA from Amoebophrya sp. A120, 1704 nucleotides. The record is from the annotation of a GenBank genome assembly. Lineage: Eukaryota; Dinophyceae; Syndiniales; Amoebophryaceae.
AUGCGUUUUCGCCGACAACUUCUGUUGCUGUUUUCCAAUUGUCUACGUGCGUUAGAAACUGAAAUUAGGGCGGAAGCUGUGGCGUCUGGACAACUGGCCGGGACGCGCGCAGUCCUUCCACCGUCAGCUUUUGCUACGGCAAAGCCACAUCAUUCUUCGGGCAGGCAUUUUUUGGCCACCGUGCGAGACGCCAUACUGCAAAAGACGUGCUCGAGGCGGCGAAGGCCGAAACAGGACAAGGUUGAAGGUGCAGUUGGGGGACCCGUUGCGGAACGCGGCGGGGAGGAACGGCGAACUGAACUGCGACAAAGAACUGUGGGUCCGGAGCAAAGAAAUGCAGGACACAGCUGCUCAGAAAGCCGAGACAGCCAGGCUGGGAAUACGAGCAAGCCUGGCUGCAGCACUGGUGGGCGGAAGUGGAGCCGCACUGCUCCUGCUACUAGUUUCGUUAGUAUGAUACCCGGGCCUGAGACCUCCGAAAUUUUUUCUACAUCAUCAAAAAGCCAUGAUUUUUCGACAAGCAGCGAAGCUACACAACCUGUAGAAGGCGCGGAUGGGGAUGCAGUUAUGCCAAGAACAGAAAAAACCGUGGCGAAUGAGGGUACAAGGGAUUCAUCAUCUGGUGAUCUUGUGGCCUGUCCUCGAACCAUGAUGGGUCAGAAAGGGCGCAAGGCUUCGAACCCUGUAAGCAACACAGGUUUGCUCGGUCAGCCGACCCUCAGGGAGCGGGGCCUUCUGCUGUCAGGAAAUUCUACGAGAACUUCGCUCCUACACGAAAAAGACGGUAUUUUGAGCUUUCUCUCCCCGAAAGAAGCGGUUGCUGUGCUGCAGACGAGUAAAAAGCACACGGACGAUGUUGAACAAGAAGAUCGCGGUGCGCCGUCCACAUCUAAUGCAAGCGAGAACAACAGCGUGAAAGCUGCUGCGUGGGAACAAUACAGACACGACAGCAAGCUGGAAAACCGCGCGGAAAGCUGCGAGGACCUGUGGCUGGAGGUUCUGCGCGAGCGAGUCGGGACGAAGAAGCCGCGGGACUACUGGAACCCCCAGGUCGAUGGGCAUUCUGAUUUCUUGGCGAAGUUCCAGUGCCGUCUGGACUCGCCGAGAAGAAGGAAACAGACUGCCGGCGAGACCGACUGGAGCGUACUUACCAGUUUGUUGCACGUGAUCGAAGGUUAUAUCUUAUCCACUUGAUAGAAGCAGAAUUGAAUAAUUCUCCCAUAAUUUACACUGUACUAGAUACGGGAUAGCGCCAUAUUUUGUCUGAAAAAGCCACACGUUCCAAAUCUGAAAUUUGAACAGGUACUGUUGUUGAUGUCGAUGGCGGCCGAGACCUGCAGUCCCCUCAGAUCCUACAGCACCAGCGAAAACGAAACCGCGAUAUUGCAGGAUAGGUACGCGUCGGAGAACCUUCAAAAGGGUUGCCAUGCGGGUGACCGGGAUUUUUUCCGCGAGGUUUUGGACUUUUUCCACGCGGAAGUUUCACGGUCGGAUCGUACGUCUGAGAAGGGAAAGCAUGUUGUAAUUUGGAAUCCCCCGCAGGAGACCAAUGGAUUCAAUGGAACUUUGGCUGCGCGGGCAAUCGCGAGCAAUCCCAAUCGGGGCCUCUUGGAUAGCAGAUGUCGACUUGCAAUGGCAACGGAGCUCCUCUUUCAGAGACACGCGGUUGUCUACGACACACCCUUUUUCUUCGUGAAGCAUGGU